Messenger RNA from Penicillium paradoxum, 1035 nucleotides. RefSeq names its product esterase/lipase family protein. The record is from RefSeq and is a predicted model, not a curated record. NCBI's taxonomy places the organism in Eukaryota, Fungi, Ascomycota, Eurotiomycetes, Eurotiales, Aspergillaceae. Bases 1 to 1035 code for a protein of 344 amino acids. The transcript has 3 exons.
AUGAAGCUAUUCAAGAUCAAAAGGAAAUCUAAUGUCCCAGAACAAAGUUUACCUUUGGCUGAAGGUCUAAUUGGGAUGAAGGUGGUAUCUGAUCCCUCAAAUGCUGAUCUAGACAUUGUGUUCGUCCAUGGUCUGACCGGCAACCGCGAAAGAACAUGGACUCAUGAGAAUGGGACCUUCUGGCCCCAAGACCUUCUGGCCAAGGACUUCCCCAACGCCCGCAUCAUGACAUUCGGCUACGACGUCGACGUCUUCAAGUUCACAUCGAUCACCUCCUCAGACCGACUAUAUGACCACGGUCAAUCUCUAGCCUAUGCACUUGUCAGCCAUCGAUCCGAAUGCUCGACCCGACCCAUCCUCUUCAUCGCACACAGUCUAGGUGGCUUGGUAUGUCAGCAAGCCUUUAUACUCAGCAACUCCAUAGACGGUCUAUGGGCAAUAUCCUCCAGCGCCAUUGGGAUAAUAUUCAUGGGCACACCCCAUUAUGGAUCAUCGCUCGCAUAUUACGGAGAGAAACUCGCGAAAUAUGUAAACAUGGUUCACUCCGCCAACAGGGAAAUCGUGGGGACUCUUAACCCCGGCUCGAACGAUCUACAACGUGUUGGAAACGAGUUUCAGACUAUGCUUCGCCGCGGCGACCUCACCCUCAAUAUCUUCUGUUUCUACGAAGCGAAGAAGAUGAACGACGUGGUGGGGAAAAUUGUCGAAGAGCAAUCGGCGGUUCUGCGCGGCUAUGAGAACUGCAGUAUCAACGCUGACCAUUCCAACAUGACAAAGUUCAAGGGUUGCGAAGAUGAGGGCUAUAAGCUUGCUCGAUCAGUUAUUGUACGUUGGCUUCAAAAACCCGCUGGCGAUGCGACUGUUCCAGAGAAACCUCCUGUAGAUGAUGUCAACUCACCGCCGCCUGUCGCGGGGACUCCUGCUUGGUUGCAAUCCUGGACUCCGGGAAACACUUAUUUCAAUGGGCCUGUCAAUGGCCGCCAUGUUAUGCAAGGAUUUCAAGCGAACGGUGACCAGAAUUUUGCCUUCAACUGA